This is a messenger RNA of Macadamia integrifolia, 1061 nucleotides long. RefSeq names its product soluble inorganic pyrophosphatase 4-like. Lineage: Eukaryota; Viridiplantae; Streptophyta; Magnoliopsida; Proteales; Proteaceae. The transcript is spliced from 9 exons. Gene Ontology annotation, cellular component: cytoplasm. Gene Ontology annotation, biological process: phosphate-containing compound metabolic process. Bases 193 to 858 code for a protein of 221 amino acids. The record is from RefSeq and is a predicted model, not a curated record. Gene Ontology annotation, molecular function: inorganic diphosphate phosphatase activity; magnesium ion binding.
GAAAUGCCCUCAAAAGGCUCAAGCCGCUAAAGGGAGAAAGAAGCGGGAAGAGUCGCUAAGUUUUUUCUACUUAAGUCAGUUUCUUAAUAGGAUUUCGUUCUCAGAUCUUCUUUUUCUAUUGUUUCUCUCACUUUCUUCUCUGAUUUUCGAGAUCAGAAAUCUUCUACUGUUUGAAAUUCAUUGAGAGAGGAUAUGACUGAUUCAGUUAUGACUCCACCUAUUGAGACUCUGGAAGAAUCUUCUGACGUCCAACCUUCAGCACAUCCACCUCUAAAUGAAAGAAUACUUUCAUCCAUGUCACGGAGGGCCGUUGCAGCUCACCCUUGGCAUGAUCUUGAGAUAGGACCUGGAGCUCCUGUGGUUUUCAACUGUGUUGUGGAGAUAGGGAAGGGGAGUAAGGUCAAAUAUGAACUGGACAAGAAAACUGGAUUGAUCAAGGUUGACCGUGUACUGUAUUCAUCGGUUGUGUACCCCCACAACUACGGAUUCAUCCCACGUACUCUUUGUGAGGAUAAUGACCCAUUGGAUGUUCUCGUCCUCAUGCAGGAACCUGUUCUUCCUGGAUGCUUUCUUCGGGCUAAAGCCAUAGGCCUCAUGCCUAUGAUUGAUCAGGGAGAGAAAGAUGACAAAAUAAUUGCCGUUUGUGCUGAUGAUCCUGAGUACCGACACUACACUGACAUCAAGGAGCUCGCACCUCAUCGUUUGGCUGAAAUCAGACGUUUUUUUGAAGACUACAAGAAAAACGAGAACAAGGAAGUUGCAGUGAAUGACUUUCUGCCUGCCAAGACUGCAUAUGAAGCUAUCCAGCACUCCAUGAAUCUGUAUGCUACCUAUAUUGUGGAGAACCUGAGGAGAUAAGAUGGAUGCAUGGAUUGAUUCUGAAGUUCUUUGUCCUGGUACUCGUAGCAAGGCUUCCUUGUGAAAGAAUUCUAUAAUUUUGUAUUCUCACUUUUUGAUGUAAUCAAACAUGUGAAAGAAUUUCUAUAUCCUUGUAUUCUCACUUUUUGAUGUAAUCAAACAUUUCCCUAUAUUAUUCUCCAGAUGAAUGGACUCUUACCUCA